Messenger RNA from Eimeria tenella, 7374 nucleotides. RefSeq lists its product as uncharacterized. The coding region runs from base 1 to 7374 and encodes 2457 amino acids. The record is from RefSeq and is a predicted model, not a curated record. Lineage: Eukaryota; Apicomplexa; Conoidasida; Eucoccidiorida; Eimeriidae. The transcript is spliced from 8 exons.
AUGGCAGGCAACGGCGCGGAGCACACUGCAGCAGAAGCACCUGCGAUCCUGCUGCUUAGCAGCAAAUUGAAGGUGGACAAAGUCAAGGAAAACAGAUUCACUCAAAUUGGUUAUUUCAAGAAGCAGCAAACAGUCCAGGAGGAACAUAUGCGAGACGGACUCGCUGCUGCUGAAGCCGGCUUUGCGCAUGCAGCAGCAGCAGGAGCAGCAGCAACAGAAGCUGCAGCAAGGGCAGCAACGCCAGCAGCAGCAGCUCUCGUGCUGGCCCACGAAUCUUUUGCUGCUCAUUUGACGCCUCUCGUUUGCUCAGGGCAGCUGCAGCAACAGCCGCUGCAGCAGCCCUGCGGAGGGCCCCCGUCCCAGCCCCCAAGGCAGCAGCAGCAGCAGCAGCAGCAAGCGCUGCCAGAAACACUCACGCAAGUCACAGCAGCAGCAUCAGGAGCAGGGGCGACAGGAACAAUAUGGAGGAGGCUGCGGAUAGCAGCAGCAGGGGGCCCUUCACCCCACGUGUUUGAUGCUGCUGCAGGAGCAGCAGCAGCAACUGCAGCAGCAGAGCCACCAGCAGCAGAAGCGGCGCAUUUCUUUCGCCUAGUUGCCGAGGCUCAGCGCCGUGUCGAGCUGGCAGCAGCAACAGCAGCGGCAGAUUCGCUGCGGUGCCUUUCUGCGGGAUUCCAGCAGCAGCAGCAACAGCCCCUCCAGCUGCAGCAACAGCAGCAGCUGCUGCCGCAGCAGGUGGAGUCUACAGCGCGCAAAGACGUAGACCGCGUGCUGCAGUGGCACCGAGCAGCAGCAGCAGCAGCACCUGCGUCGCCGCGUGAGCAGCAGCUGCAGGAGAAUCAGCAGCCACAAGACGCGAAUGAAGCAGCAGAUGCGUCUGCUGCUGCUGCUGCAGUUGCAACAGCAGGGGCUCCUUUAAACAUAGUAGACGUGUGGCAGCAAACGCCUCUUUUCCCGGUGUACAUACACCUCAAAACGCUGCAGCGGGGCUUUCUGCCUGCUGCUCUCGUUGCUGCGCUGCAGCAGCAGCCUGCAGCAAUUGGAGUGCAGAUGCUGCCGCAGCUGCAGCAGGUGUGUCUCUUCCAGGGCAACACGGCUUAUUUGCUUCCACUAGCAGCAGCAGGAGCAGCAGGAGAAGCAGCAGAGCCGUCGGUGCUGCGCCUCACAGCAGAUGCUGCCAUUGUUGCUGCUUGCUGCUACUGCCGCGGCGCACUGCUGCAGCAGGAUUUGGUGGAGGCGGGGCAGCAGCAGCAGCUGCUGCUGUUUCUGCUCACGACUCAGUCCCUUCUUGUCUUCGCUGUGGUCUUGCUGCAGCAGCAGCAGCAGCAGCAGAAGCACAAGAGAGCUUGCAUUUCUGACUACAUGUCGGACGGAUGCUGCCCGAUUCUGUUGCCCGCUGCUGCAGCUCAGCUCCAAAGCAGCAGCAGCAGCUGCAGCAGCAACGGGGUGCAGCAGCAGCUGUGGAUGGCUCAGCUGGUUGCUUUGGAGGACUUGGCCGUCAGCCUGCCCUCGGACAUUCGGUGUUUGCUGCAGCAGCGGCAGCAGCAACUCGAGGAGGAGCAGCAGCAGCUGUACCGCAGCCCCUGGCACUCCGCGCCUCGCCUUUUCGCGCAGCAGCAGCAACAGCAGCAGCAGCAAGAUGGCUGCUGCUCGCUUUACGCCUGCAUUGGGGGCCAGCUGCUGCAGUUCACAAUUGAUCAAAGAGCAGCAAACAGCAAAGUGCAGCGCCUGCCUCUCCGCCUGAGCAGCAUCUGCAGCAGCACUUGCUGCUGCAGCGCCGCAGGCAGCAGCAGCAGCAGCGGCAGCGGGAGAGGCAGCAGCAACGGAGCAGCCGACGGCUCCUGCAGUCGCUGCUCAGCAACAGCUGCAGCGGCAGUGCAACGGCUGCAGCGGCAAACAGCAGCAGCAGCAGCAGCAGCAGCAGGGCGCCGUCGCGGGUUCAUCUUUGUAGAGGAAGUGGCUGAUAAGCUGCUGGCAGCAGCAGAUGACAGCAGCGGGGUGUAUCUGCUGCUGCUGCACAGACACAAAGAAGGCCGCCUGCUCUCACGCAUAGCCAAGGGUCUUGCUGCUCUCCUCCAACUCCCCUAUUCGCGAUCUGGUACAUCCGCUGCACCAGUGACAGCAGCAGCAGCAGCGGCAGCAGCAGCACCAGCAGCAGCAGCAGCUGCUGCUGAAGACGCUGCAGGAUCGCAGUCAACUGAUCAUGAUGGAUGCUGCGAUUGUCCUGUUUGCCGGGAAGAAGUAGGAAACGCAGCAACAGCAGCAGCUAGUACUGCAGCAGCAGCAGCAGACUUCGGAGCUGUUGCUGAAGCCCUAGGGGAGCAGCAGUACCCAGGCCCUCCCGUGGGCGUCGAGUGCGUGGCUUACAUGUCUGCAAGCUGUUGGCAGCAGCAGCUUCAGCAGCAGCAGCUGCUGCUGCUGCCGCCGCCGCAGCAGCAGCAGCUGCAGGAGCGGCAGCAGCAGCAGCUGCAGCUUGUGGAUCUGCUGUGCUCCUUCACCCCUGACGGCCAGCCGCUGCUGACGCUGAUCACUGCCAGGGGUGACCGCGUGCUGCUGCUAGUCGGCCUUGAGCAGCAAACUGCUGCUGAUGCUGCUGCUGCUGCUGCUGAUGCAGCUGACAGCAGCAGCGGCAGAGCGGUCGGCAGCAGCAGGGACAGGAGCAGCUGCUGUUCAAGCAAAGCUGGGAAGUUUUCUCUGCGUCUUCUGUCUAUUCUGCACUCGCCGGAUGCAGCUCAGUGCCAGCAGCAGCUGGCAGAAGCUAAAGGCAGCAGCAGCAGCAGCAGCAGCAGAGGCGAUGCAGAAGCCUUAGGUGCGGGCGGCUCUCUGUUGACGCUUCGUGGCACACAGCAACAGCAACAGCAGCAACAGCAGCACCAGCAGCAGAAUGCUGUUGCAUUGUGCAGCAGUGGGCUUUUUGUGUUUUUCGAGGGCGCUGCUGCUGCAUGCAGCGGUGCACGGCAGCAGCAGCAGCAGCUUGCUGCUGCAGACAGCCAGUCGGUGCUGCUGUCGCUACGCGUUUCCUGGCCCUCAGACACACAUACCGGAGCAGCAGCAGCAGCAAUUUAUCCUGCAGCAGCUGCUGCUGCAGCGCAGCAGCCGAUGCACCUGCAUUGCUGCUGUCGGCUGGCGCUGCGCUCUCCGCUGCUGGCAGCAACGGAGGACCGACUACUGUGGUGGCCGCUGCAGCACCCGCAGCACGAUAGCAGCAGCAGCAGCAGCAGCGGCAGCUUGCGGCUGCUGCUGGGGGAGCACAUAGAGGGUGUACCUCCCGGCUUGGCCUCUCCCACUGCAGCUGCUGCAGCAGGACACGGGAUGGGAGCAGCAGCUGCAGCCGCAGCAGCAGCAGCAAAUACAUUUGCCAGCAGUAGCAGACGAAUGUGGCUUUUCACGCCCACAGAGUUCUUGCUUGUUGAGGUCGUGGCCAGCAGCAGCAGCAGCAGCAGCAAGAGCAGCAGCGUGUGUUGUGCUGCAGUAGGUGCAGCAGCAGGGCGACGCGCUGCUGCUGCAUUGAGAGCUCACCGAGCAGCAGCAAAGACUGUCCGGCAGCAGCUGCAGCAGCAGCAGUCCCGCAGUGUGUUGGGCCGCCUGCAAGUCGAAGCAGAUUCUGCUGCAGCAGCAACAGCAGCAGCAGUUGCUGCUAUUGAGUUUAGGAGAAUCUUUCCUCUUGUGCCUCCAGCAGCGCCGCAAACACGCUGGGGCUGUCUGCAACAGCUGCUAUCUCUGCAGCCGUGCGGCAGCAGCAGCAGCAACAACAGCAGCAGCAGCAUGUCUUUGGAGGAGGACCAUUUGCCGCGUCUGACUCUCAUCGCGGACACAGAAGACAGCAGCAGCAACGAGCAGCAGCAACAGCUGCAGCAGCCCCAGUGGAUUGAAGCCUUAGAGAUGCGUCUGGCGCUGCUUGUGGGCAGUCUGUGGGAAACUCCACUUUACGCGGCCACGAAGCAGCAGCAGCAGCAGCAGCAGCAGCAGAGGCAGCAGCAGGGCGGAGCCGGAGCAAGUGACAUUGUCAGUGCAGCAGCAACAGCAGCAGCAGCAGCAGCAACACCGCCCGUCUGCCGGCUGCCUCUUGCCUAUCUGGAGUGGCUCUGCGCGCAGCUGGACUUGCUGCUGCAGCAGCUGCUUCUGCUUGUGGGGCCCCGCGCCUCCACUCUUGCUGCUUCUUUAGUGCAUGCGCUUGCUGCUGCUCGCCAGCCUCCCUGGACUUUUGCAUGCAGCAGCAGCAGCAGGAACAGCAGCAGCAGCAGCAGCAGCAGCAAAGGCAGCAGCAGCAUGGACAGUGGCAUGCUGCAGCGGCUGGUGGAGUGUAUAGACAGCUCCGGAAGCCUGCGGCGGCUGCUAGAGGCAGCACCCGGGGGAUCCCUGUACCGGCAGCAGCUGCUGCGGCUGCUGGGGUUUGUGCUGCUGCUGCUGCUGCUGCGGCAGAUGCUUCAUCUGCUUGCUGCUAUAGAGCCGCUGCCUCGCAGCAGCCGAGCUCUAGUUUGGGAGCAGGCAGACGCCCUGUCUAGGGGUGCGUCUGCAGCAGCAGCAGCAGCAGCAGCAGCAGCAAGCCACCUGAUGUGCAACAGGACACUUGCCCAGCUGCUGCAGUGCAGCAGAACUCAGCAGCGGCUUUGGCGCUGCCUCGGCACUGCGAUCUUGAUGCAGCAGCAGCAGCACCCCCUCUUGCUGCUGUGUCAAGACAGCCCGUGUGGGCAGCUUGUGGCAGCAGCAAGCAGCAGCAGCAGCAGCGGCAGCAGUAGCGCUGCUACGGCUCUCAGAUCGAAACUGCGCUGGGCUUUGAGUGCAGCAGACGGCCGUGCUCUCUUCCGUUGGUGGGCUUGGGUACUUACGCAGCAGCAACAGCCGCAGCAGCAGCAGCAGCAGCAGCAGGCAGAGAAGCCCUCGCUGCUUUUGCUGCGUCUGGCUAAUGCUCUUCUUGCUUGCUUUGCAGAAUGCGGGGCUGAGCAAAAGCGGGAGCUCCUGACGGAGUGCUUGCUGCAGCUGUUGUUGCAGCACGAUGACUCGUAUCCAGCAAUGCAUCUAGCAGUGCAGCAGCUGGUCUCAGCAGCAGCAUCAGCAGCAGCACCGCCAAAAGGGCGCCUCACAUGUUACUCAAGUGAUUUGCAAGCUGCAGAUGUUGUUGCGGCUUUCAAGGAGGCGGUCCGCCUUGCUGCUGCUGCCCUCAGCAGCAGCAGCAGCAGUAGCAGCAGCAGCACCUUCAGCCGGGAUGCUGCUGCGCUUGGCUGGCAACAGCUGCUGCCGCGGGUGCUUGGCUACACUUCCACAGAACAGCUGCUGCUCGACAGUUCAACGUUGCAGCCCUGUGGACAGCAGCAGCAGCAGCAGCCGCAGCAGCAGCAGCUUGUAGAGGGUCUGUGGAAGAGAGUGGAGAGAAGCAGUGGAGGGCAGUUGCCGCUGCUGCUGCCGGGCGAGCUGCUGCAGUGGAUGGCGCUUGAUUCUCUUUUUGAGGUCCAUGAGCAGCAGUCGCUGCAGUGCAGCAGGGAAGCAGCAGCAGCGGCAGCAGCAGCAGCAGCAGCCGCCCCUGCAGCGGCUGAUCCAGGGCAGCAGCACGCUGCUGUGGCUGCUGCAUGCGAUGCCCUCGACAGCUCUGUCUGCUGCGGGCUGCUGCUGCGCUGCCGCCCUGAGGCGCAGCAGCACUGGGCAGUUUCGGCUAUCUUGGCAAUCUUCAGCAGCAGCAGCAAUAACAGCAGCAGCAGCAAAAGCUGCAGCAGCAGCAGUAGCAGUAGUAGUGGAGAUCCUGGGGCACUGUCAAUUGUGCGUGCCUAUCUGCACUGCUGCUUCAGUGGAGGCCUCGUGCCUCAAGGAGGAGUGUUGGCACAGCUUUACGCGCAGCAGCAGCAGCAGCAGCAGCAGGAGCAGUGGCACCUGCUGCUGCUGGCGGCAAGCAUAUACACGGCUUUGGCCGCCACGGAAGCAGCGCAGCAGCAGCCGCCGCUGCCAGCAGCAGUUCGCUGCGCUGCAGCAGCAGAAGCCUUGCGCCUGCUGCAGCAGCUGCUGCAGCAGCGGUCGUCAGCAAUUGCCGCUGGUACAUGGGAACCUCUCUGUGGCCUAGAGCUUGCUUCACUCUUCUGCUCAAUUAUUGAGCCGCAGCAGCAGCAGCAGCAGCAGGAAAUAGAGCUGCUGCAGCAGGUCAUCUCGGCGCUCGAGGCUCUCCAGACGAUCCUCAAAGACUUGCAGCUGCCGCUGAUGCACUGGGUGGCGCUGCAGCAGCUGCAGCUGCAGCUGCAGCAGCAGCCACAGCAGCGGGAGCAGCUACAGCAGCAGCAGUGGGUGGCAUCCUUGUGCAGCCAAGAAGGGGCUGUGUGGCAGCUGCGAUUCUCGCUGCUGCCAGUGCCGCAGCUUUUCGCAAUUGCUGCUGCUGCUGACGCCCCCCACUUUUCGCUGCGCGCGCUGCUGCUAGACUUGGCGCUGCAUCUGCCAGCUGUUGUGCAGCAGCAGCAGCAGCAGCAGAUGCUCGGAGUCACUGCCACUGUGCAUGCAGCAACUGCUGCACUGCUGUCGCGCCUCUUUCUUGAGGCGUCCACAGAUGCGGCGUGCCCUACCGUGAGGCUGCUGCAGCAACUGCUUCCUGCUUCGGAGCAGCUAGACGGGAGUCCCGUAUUGCUGCUGCUGCUGCGCUGCUGCAAUUUCGCAUGGACGGGGCUGCCUUCGCCUCCAGAUUGUGCAGCAGCAGCAGAAGCAGCAGCAGAAGCAAAGGAGGUGCUGCAGAAGGGCAACAUACUGGCUCGAUGCUGCCUGGAAGUGCUGCAUGCCGUAUGGCGGCAGCAGCAGCAACAGCAGCAGCAGCAGCAGCAGGAUACGUCUCUGCUGCCAGAUGAACUGCUGCUGAUACCGCUUGGGUGGCCGCGGGCAGCAGCACUUUCCCUGUCGGAUUCAUUUGAGGUGUAUCUGCAACUUUUGGCCCAAGAAGCGCUCAUAGAGCAAGCCUGUGAUAUCUUCAAUGCACAACGGCAGCAGCAGCAGCAGCAACAGCAGCAGCAGCAGCAAGCUCUCGUGACUGCUGCUCUUGUCCGUAGCCACUUGCAGCGCGUGAUGCUGCGCUUGCUGCUGGACUGGGUAAAGGCAGCAGAAGGGGAGGGCCCCCUAAGUUUGGGGGCCCCUGGUUUCGGGUGUAUAGGCAGCUCACUGGACUUUGAGUCCAUUAGUGCAUUUUUAGAUGGAGUGGUUGAGGGAGAAGCGGGAGGCGAUAAACAAUUAAUGGAAGCAGCAAAACUUAUCAAGGUGCUGCUGGCGAAUGCAUGCAGCACGAACAAGCACAUGCGCAGGCUUCAUCCGCAGCUGCAGCAGCAGCAGCAGUUUCUGCUGCAGCAGCAGCAGCAACAGCUGCAGCAGCAGCUACAGUUCAGUGGCUGCGGGUUCCCUGAGGGAGUUGCAUAA